Molecule: messenger RNA, 706 nt
Organism: Prorocentrum cordatum
Lineage: Eukaryota; Dinophyceae; Prorocentrales; Prorocentraceae
Source: the annotation of a GenBank genome assembly
GCGGGCAAGUCGGUCGUUGCUGGGUCGCCUCGAGGUGUGAACAUGGCUAAAGUUUUCCUGCGUGGGCUUCUGCAGAAGGCUCACGUUGUGUCCCCGACCAAGGGGCUUUGGAUAUUUAUUGAUGGCGCUGUCUGCCGCAAUCAAGGAGUCGAGAUGAGGGUUGUCGGAGAUAUGCAAAAGGCUGCCGGAUCCCUGGCCACCUCCUUCCAGCAGGCACGGCUCGCCGUUUCAGACAAGACAAGAUUGGUUGUGAGCUCUCCGGGCACCGGGAAGGAGCUGAUCUCCUCUCUCACCGCAGAAGGCAUUCCAUCCAAACUAACUGGUUCAGCGGUGGAUCUUGGCGGGGAUGCUGCAGGUGCUACGAGGAGCCAGAAGAAGUUCCGCAUGCGGCUCAAAAGUGCCAAGUUGCGUUCCAACCAGACCCAGAAGCUGCGCCGACUGCAUGGGAGCCACAAGGAUUGGUCUUUUCCUAUCGUUGGCGACGACGCCUUCCUGGGCGCUGUCUUGGGCGACUUUGAUGAGUUGCUCGCCGCUUUCUCAGCUGACGUUGCUCGGCUUGGAUGGCGCAAGGCUGCUGCCCACCCCCACGGCGAGACCCUCACUGGCGGUGCCGAUCUGCAGCUGGUACAGGCUGAAUUGAAUUCCUUCGCGAAGAAGGGCUCCAUGGACUUAUGGGGAGGGACGCUGACGGUGGUCUCCGGUGGAG